Molecule: messenger RNA, 4359 nt
Organism: Penicillium lagena
Lineage: Eukaryota; Fungi; Ascomycota; Eurotiomycetes; Eurotiales; Aspergillaceae
Product: putative ATP dependent RNA helicase
Exons: 10
Coding region: 1-4359 (1452 amino acids)
Cellular component (GO): intracellular anatomical structure
Molecular function (GO): ATP binding; RNA binding
Source: RefSeq, a predicted model, not a curated record
AUGCCGCCAAACAGCCGCAAGAAGAAGAAGCCCGCCUCCAAUCCCGCGCGAGGCUUCGCAACGGUCUCGGUCCCCUCCAAACCCAAGCCAGAACCCACCGAAACACCUCCGUCGCCAGCAAGAGAUUCGAGAGCUACGCCGGACAACGAGCCCCAACCAGCCCGCGCAGAGGACCGUCCCGCGACUACUAGCGCGCCGGACACGACCGCCUCGUUACAGAACUACACCCCGGAAGAGCUCGAAAAGCACCUGGAGGAAGCAGAGUUCCAGAUCCUGGUGGACAAAUAUGCGGCGAAAUGCAAAGGCGACGCGACGCGACAGGCUACCAAGCUGGAGACAGAACGGCGGGUCUUCCGACAGCAAGCGGCGUCGUUGAGUCUGCUCGAAUGGCUUCCGACGGAGAUGCAAGAUAGGAUUCUGGAAUUAGCAGGGGUUGAAGAGCAUGACCAACUACUGUCGAACGGACGAAUCGCAGGGACUAAACAAGCUGGCCUUUCAGAAGAGGAGCUAUAUACGAAGCUCUGGGUCUUGAAGGAGACACUACUGAACCUCGGGUUUCCGGAAAAUCGAGUGGAGGGGGCUCUGAAACAUAUUCUGCUUUAUUUCUCCGGCAACUCACCCAGCGCAAGCCGGGAUGUGGUCUGGAAUCUGGACGAGUCGUUGGAGUGGCUCGCCAUGCACAGUGACAAGACGGAGCUGCCAUCUUACACCCAGGCAAACACUCGUCCGCAGAAAGACGCGGACAGUGUUAUGUCCUGGAUGAUUGACUCGGAGCCGUCACGGUCUACGACUCCUAACGCCUCGCAGAAUGAGAGCAAACAAGGCAGAUCAAAACCGGACUGGAAAGCAUCGAAGGUUGCUCCUCCGAUUGCUUAUGACUCGGAUAGCUCGAUUGAUCCAGAUAGCAUGGUCCCUGAGUGGCUAGAUCUCCAAACCCGGCUGUAUAGUCUUCAGCCUGAUCUCUUUGAUCGGCCUGGAAAAGGCAAGAAAGCUGGCCGCGGAACAACACCCGGGCAUUCAGACGACCCACAAGUGGAUAAAAUUCAGCGAAAAAUUGCAAAGAUUGAAGGAGACGUGCUGUUUGAGCGUCGAGAAGCCGAGUAUAUUUGGAGUCCAAAACUUGACGAGCUUCGAAAAGAUGCGGCCUUUAUGCGGCGCCCCGUGGAGAAAAAGAAACCAAAUCCCCCUUCGAUGGAGGCAGCAGACAAAUCAGAACCGGCAUCAACAAAAGAGUCAGACGCUGAUAUCUUGCCAGUGGGUGAUGAAAUGGAUGCCGGUCUCCUGGGUGACAUGAUCUAUCUUGGGCCUCCCCCUCCUCAGACACAGGCUGCCAUCACUCUUCGAGACUUUGGAAAAUGGGCGGGCCUGAGUCCUCGCCGUGUUUUGGAAGAAACUUGCAAAGCCAGAGACUCAUCAAGCAAGGUUGUUUAUCAGGAUCUCUCGCCCUCUAACCACAUCUACAAGAAGGCAGUUGAGGUGCGGUGGUCGAAACCUCAGGAGAUUCCUUUUUCACUUACAGUGGAUCUGGUCACGCACAAGUCAAAUGCUUUCGCUACGUUUGUGUCCAUGGACGCCCUCGCCACGCCGAAUGCACAACAGGCGGAAAGCUAUGUGUCGACCCUCGCGCUGUUUAUCCUCUUUCCGCAGACCUCGAAAGAGGGUAAAGCCUACCUGCGUCUCCCUGCAGUUUGGAGAGAUCUGUGGACAGAGUUCUCAACUUUGAAAAAGUUCCAGGAAGACGAGGUUGACAAGAGCACUGUCAAAGACCUCAAGCACCUAAUCCAAGAAAAUCAAGGCACGUUUGAGGAUGACGUCGUGCUGUCCGACAACUUCCGCAAGAGGAACGGAGUCGGGAGUAAACCAGGAAGCCCCGUGAAAGGUCUUGCUCGAGAGAGCUACAAGGCCUCCGAGGAGCAACUGAGAGAGCAAUGGACGGUGAAGGCCUCAACACCAUCCUUCCAGCGGAUGAUUGUGGGCCGCAUGAACCUUCCAAUAUGGAGCUUCAAGGACGAGAUCCUCAGCACGCUGGAUACCCACCGAGCCCUGAUCAUCUGCAGUGAGACGGGAAGCGGAAAAAGUACGCAAAUCCCGUCUUUUAUUCUGGAGCAUGAGAUGCUUCAUGGUCGACCGUGCAAGGUUUAUGUGACUGAGCCACGACGUAUCUCUGCGAUCUCGCUGGCUCGACGAGUGAGUGAAGAAAUGGGUGAAAGCAAGAAUGAUGUGGGCACGAACCGGUCUCUCAUCGGCUUUGCGGUAAGGUUGGAAAGCAAGGUCAGCCAAUCCACGCGAUUGGUAUAUGCAACCACUGGAGUCGUUGUGCGCAUGCUGGAGCGGCCCGAUGAUUUCCAGGAUAUCACUCACGUUGUUCUGGACGAAGUCCACGAGCGCACAAUCGACAGUGAUUUUCUUCUCAUUGUUCUUCGGAGGCUCAUGCAAAAGCGCCCUGACCUGAAGCUCAUCCUUAUGUCUGCCACCCUAGAGGCUCAGCGGUUCUCGACAUAUCUUGGUGGUGUGCCGGUUCUUAAUAUUCCAGGACGAACUUUCCCUGUAGAGAUGAAAUAUCUAGAAGAUGCCGUCGAGUUGACAAAGUACCGUCUAUCCGAGGACGAUCCGAACACUGUCCUCGAUGAUGACAUGGAUGAAGUAUCUGAUGCCGUUGCCGGUGACAACGCGGGAGGGUUACAAGCUACACUCGACGGGUACUCCAAGCAGACCAAGGAGACAGUGCUUAACCUCGAUGAAUACCGGAUGGACUAUACCCUGAUCAAGAGGCUGCUCCUAAAGAUCGCGACUGACCCGGCUAUGGCUCACUACAGUAAAGCCAUCCUGGUCUUUAUGCCUGGCCUGGCGGAGAUUCGCCGCAUGAAUGACGAGAUUCUCUCUGAGCCAACCUUCCAAAAAGGAUGGAUUGUGCAUGCGCUACACUCUUCGAUUGCGAGCGAAGAUCAAGAGAAAGCGUUUGUUGUGCCCCCUGAGGGCACAAGGAAGAUUGUCAUUGCUACCAACAUCGCAGAAACAGGUAUCACUAUCCCGGAUAUUACGGCGGUUGUCGAUGCAGGAAAAGAGAAGAUGAUGCGAUUCGACGAAAGACGACAGCUCUCCAGGCUCGUCGAGUCAUUCAUCUCGCGUGCCAACGCCAAACAGCGCCGGGGACGAGCUGGUCGUGUCCAGAAUGGCAUCUGCUUCCAUCUCUUCACUAAAUUCCGGCAUGAUAAGUUGCUUGCGGAACAACAAACCCCAGAGAUGCUGCGACUCUCGCUGCAGGAUCUGGUGCUGCGAGUCAAAAUCUGCAAGCUGGGCGAAGUGGAACAGACACUACUCGAAGCGCUGGACCCGCCACUGCCCAAGAACAUUCGACGUGCAAUUGAUGCUCUGAAGGAAGUGAAAGCUCUUACGAACAAUGAGAGUCUGACUUCCCUUGGCAUGCAGCUGGCCAAACUGCCGCUUGAUGUUUUCUUAGGGAAACUAAUCAUCCACGGGGCAUUUUUCCGAUGCUUGGACGCGGCUGUCAGCAUCGCUGCCAUCCUUUCGUCGAAAUCCCCGUUUGUCAAUACAAUGGGUUCCAACUCGCAGCGUGAUGCAGCUCGGGCGUCUUUCCACAAAGGUGAUUCGGAUCUUUUAACCGUUUACAACGCCUACUGUGUCUGGAAGCGAACAAGAAGCACACCCGGAAUGAGCGAGUUCGCUUUCUGUCGAAAGAAUUUCCUAAGUCCACAGACACUGCUGGGCAUUGAGGAUGUGAAGAUGCAGCUGGUCGUUUCUAUCGCCGAUGCUGGGCUGUUGACUCUAGAUGCAACCCAAAAAUCGGCGCUUAACCGGGCACGGUCCAGCAACAGACAACGCCAAUUCUUCGUCAUUCCCGAGGAGUACGACCUCAACAGCAGCAACGACGUGGUGGUCAACUCCGUUGUGGCAUGGAGUUUCUACCCAAAGCUUCUGACCCGCGAGGGCAAAGGCUGGCGCAAUGUCGCCAACAACCAGUCUGUCACAUUGCACCCGACCUCGGUGAACAAGCGAGCAGACUCAGCCGUGAAGUGGCUAUCAUACUACCACAUCAUGCAAGCGCGCAACCGCAACCUGAACGCACAUGAAACCAGUGCAGUCGAUGAUUUUGCAAUUGCCCUGCUCUGUGGCGACGCUGAAUUCAAGAUGUACGCCGGCGUCAUCUCCAUCGACUCCAACCGAGUGCGGUUCUCCGUGCGAGACUGGAAGUCAAUGCUCGCCCUGAAAAUCCUCAACAACCGCCUCCGUGAUAUUCUAUCCGGAACAUUCCGCAACCCACACCGGCCCCCGACUUAUAAACAGCAGCAGUGGCUUGAGAUAUGGCAGCAGAUUUUUGCACAGGCAGGCAAGAGAUAG